Python bivittatus (Burmese python) is the source of this 1983-nucleotide messenger RNA. The record is from RefSeq and is a predicted model, not a curated record. NCBI's taxonomy places the organism in Eukaryota, Metazoa, Chordata, Lepidosauria, Squamata, Pythonidae.
UUGGAAGGGUAAGUGAUCUAUGCUUGCAGCGCUAUUUCCGUUGCUAUAUUAUCACCCAGGCUUCCCAUGAAUGUUUUUUAAUCCAACAGGCUUAAUAUUUUUUAGCCAUGGAAAAAAACAGCUUGAUAUGCAUUAUCCUUCUGAGCUUUGUAGCUGAAAAGGGGUUUGGAUGUUUCUGUGAUCAUUAUCCAUGGAGUUCUUGGUCCAGCUGUUCAAAAACUUGCAAUUUUGGGACACAAAGCCGAACCAGGGCAAAAGUGCAAGAUGACUAUUAUAAUAAGAAUUUUUGUGAACGAAUGUGUUCAUGGACUGAAUUUCAGGCUUGUAGCCAGCAAGCAUGUCCCAUCAACUGCCAACUCGGUGACUGGGAAGAGUGGUCAGAGUGUGACCCAUGUGUUAAAGAACAGUUUCGUGUCAGGUCUCUGCUACAUCCAUCUCAAUUUGGAGGUGAGGCCUGUUGUGGGCAGAUGGUAGAUCGCCGGCCCUGUUUCCCAGAGAAAUUAUGCAACAUAGAGGAAGUGAACUGUGAGAAUAAGUUUCAGUGUGAUAACGGACGCUGUAUUGCCAAGAGACUAGAAUGUAAUGGAGAAAAUGACUGUGGAGACAAUUCAGAUGAACAAAAUUGCAGGAGAAUAAAGUCUUUCUGCAGGACUAAAUUCGAAAGCAUACCCAGUGUGCAUCUCAUGGGCCUCGGGUAUCAUAUCCUGGCUGGAGAAACCCGUGGAGAAGUCCUUGAUUAUUCAUUCAAUAAUGGGAGCUGUGUUCUACAGAAAAGUGAAAACCUAAGGACUACAUUUCGUGUUCCUGCUAACCUCAACAACAUCACUUUUGAGGUGAAAAGCCAAGAAGAUGAUGUGAUUACAAGGUUCUACACCAGCUUAACCCCCUUGGCCCGUUCUGCUAUUAAAACCUCAGCUUCUAAGAAUGUUGGGAGACGUACUUCUGGAAUCCCCUAUUUUUGGGGGUCAAUAUCAACCACAACAUCCACAUCAUCUUAUGAGUUCAAGCAAGCCAUUAAAGCAUCCCAAAAAAUGACUUCCAAUUAUAUCAGGAUCCAUAAGGUGAUUGCAGUUUCAAACUUCACAGUGAAGGAGCAAGAUCUGCAGCUCUCUGGGGUGUUCUUAAAGUCACUCAACAGCCUACCUCUGGAGUACAACUAUGCCCUAUACAGCCGGAUUUUUGAUGAUUUCGGGACACAUUAUUACACAGCUGGUUUAUUAGGAGCCAAAUAUGACCUCCUUUACCAGUUUAGUGAGGAAGAAACAAAAAAUUCAGGUUUAACAACAGAACAAAUGGAAAAUUGUGUGCGAACAGAGACACAGAACUAUGUUUUCUUCUUUAAGUCAACAGAACAUCAUGAGUAUUGCAGCAAAAAUAGGAUGACAGAACGCUAUGAAGGUUCCAUGUUAAAGUCAUCUGAACAGUCUAUUUCCCUGGUUAAGGGCGGGCAGUCACGGUAUGCUGCAGCUCUAGCCUGGCAGAGAAAAGGCUCCUUGCCAGGAAAUGAGAUCUUUACUAAUUGGUUGGAAUCAGCCAAGAACAAUCCAGUUGUGAUUGACUUUGAGGUUACUCCCAUUGUGGAUUUGGUGCAGAACUUCCCAUGCUCUGCAACGAAACGUUUUAAUCUCAGGAGGGCUUUUUCUGAAUAUAUGAGCAAAUAUGAUCCCUGUCAUUGUGCCCCAUGUCCCAAUAAUGCUCAAGCAGUUUUAUCUGAUACCGGAUGCCUCUGUGUGUGUAAGUCUGGAACAUACGGAAGUAACUGUGAACUGCGAGUACCCGACUACACAUCAGUUGCAGUAGAUGGCUACUGGAGUUGCUGGUCAGCAUGGAGCGCUUGUGAUGCAUCUUUUAAGAGGCAAAGAACUCGGCUGUGUAACAAUCCUGAACCCAUGAAUGGAGGAAAACCUUGUAAAGGUGAAGCUGAAGAUGAGGAACGGUGUUUUAUCACAAUGUUUGAAAGCCAGUAAGAGACAUAUUAUUAUA